UCGGAUUCAGAAGGGUCACUGAACGAAAAUUAUACUGGAAAUUAGAAUCGGAUAAACAGCAUGCAGGAGAUUAUAUGGGCAAACUGAUAAACGAGUGUAAGAAGUGGAUGAAAUAAUAUUGUCACAUGAGAAAACCCAGGGCACAGAACUGCGAACAGAAGGGAGAGCACGAUUAAUCCAAGUGAAAGAGGGUUUGGCGAUUCAAAUGCGCUUUGAGAGAGGAGAGAGAGGGACAGAUGAUAAGAGUAAGAGCAGUGUGUGAGAGGGCUACUGCGACACUGUCCUCAACAAAGCACAGAUUUCUAUCUAUAUAAGAGAGUUGGAUCAGAAGCACAUCAUCAGGAUUAAUAAUGGACAUGCUGAGCUCUAGCAUCAAGAGCUUACGCCAUCAAAAGUCAUGGCAGACACAAACAGGACAGAGGUCAGGAGGGAAAGAGAACAUUUCCCUCCCGUCGGCUUUACAGAAGGAGGGGCGGUGGAUGGGAGGAAAAGGAGCACAUUAUAAAAAAAAAAAAGAGGCACAUUAAAUGAAUUCUUCAGAGGAUCUGAUCAGCCAUGCGUUUGGUCAGCAUGCAGCAUCGUGUGCGGAGGGCAGCAGAAUCAGAGGAGGAGCCCAAACCUGCUCCACCCCCUCUGCCCCCUCCCUCUCACCACUCCCACAACUUCAUAAACAUGAAGAACAAGUUUUUCAAUGAGCUUGGCCAUCUACCUAACCCCAAGAUCAAAAUGCCCAUGUGGGCUAUUGGUGCCAUAGUUGUGGUCGUGCUUGCCCUGGUUGGCUGCUUUGCUUUCUGUAUCUAUAAGAAGUGCUUGGGAGGGAAGAAAAAAACUAAAAAAGUCAGAGAGAGGAAGGGAGGACGAAGAAGGAUGAAAAAGGAAGGAGAGGAAGAAGCAGGCGAGGUACAACCUAAAGAUGGAGAGGGCGAGGGAGAGAAAGAAUAUUAUGGCAAGCUGGAGUACACUCUGGACUAUAACUUCACUGACAAUCAGCUCAUUGUCGGUGUCUUGCAAGCCCAAGACCUUGCUGCCAUGGAUAUGGGUGGAACAUCUGACCCAUAUGUCAAAGUUUAUAUGCUACCAGACAAGAAGAAAAAGUUUGAAACCAAGGUCCAGCGCAAGAAUCUGUGUCCUGUUUUCAACGAGACAUUCAUAUUUAAGAUCCCCUUUAAUGAUCUAGCAGGACAGACUCUGGUCCUGCAGGUGUUUGACUUUGACCGCUUUGGUAAACAUGAUGUAAUUGGAGAGAUCAAAAUCCCUAUGAACAGCAUUGACCUGGCCCAGCCCAUACACGAAUGGAAAGACCUGGUCGGAGGACAGAAAGAGGAACAAGAAAAGUUGGGAGACGUCUGUAUCUCCCUGCGCUAUGUGCCCACCUCUGGUAAGCUGACUGUCUGUAUCAUGGAGGCCAAGAACCUGAAGAAGAUGGACGUGGGUGGUUUAUCAGAUCCUUUUGUGAAAGUGGUUUUGCAACACAAUGGAAAGCGUAUCAAGAAGAAGAAGACAACAGUUAAGCAGAACACACUGAACCCCUACUUUAAUGAAAGCUUCAGCUUUGAAGUCCCCUUCGCUCAGAUUCAGAAGAUCCAGGUGUUGCUCACUGUCUACGACUAUGAUAAACUGGGAAGCAAUGAUCCAAUUGGGAAGUGCUGGAUUGGGUUUGGUGCUAGCGGAGUGGGUCUGCGCCACUGGUCAGACAUGCUGGCCAAUCCCAGACGACCUGUGGCCCAGUGGCACACCCUUCAGCCUGAAGAGGAAAUAGAUGCUGCCCUUAAAGCACCUAUCCGCUAAAUAUCUUAUCCACCCUCAACAUAAAGUUUUCAGCACACAUCAGGCAAAAUCAUUUAAAUUUCAUCCGUCCUUUCACGGAGGAGUUUCUGUCUGUUACGUUAUUAACAUCAUUUCCUGUACCCUUCUUUACUGUGAAACAAAGGAGAAGUAACUUUUAUAAAUGUUAUGUUCAUCUGGAUUGUGUUUCUUAUUUAAAUGUGUCUGUAUGUGGAUGAUAACUGUGUGUGUUUGUUUGAAAGUGUUGUGUGUUUGUAUCUGUCCAAAACCCU
Messenger RNA from Sinocyclocheilus grahami, 2057 nucleotides. RefSeq names its product synaptotagmin Va (gene syt5a). Bases 556 to 1788 code for a protein of 410 amino acids. Gene Ontology annotation, molecular function: clathrin binding; calcium ion binding; SNARE binding. The transcript has 11 exons. The record is from RefSeq and is a predicted model, not a curated record. Lineage: Eukaryota; Metazoa; Chordata; Actinopteri; Cypriniformes; Cyprinidae. Gene Ontology annotation, biological process: synaptic vesicle endocytosis; calcium ion-regulated exocytosis of neurotransmitter. Gene Ontology annotation, cellular component: dense core granule; exocytic vesicle; synaptic vesicle membrane.